Molecule: messenger RNA, 3019 nt
Organism: Engraulis encrasicolus (European anchovy)
Lineage: Eukaryota; Metazoa; Chordata; Actinopteri; Clupeiformes; Engraulidae
Product: zinc finger and BTB domain-containing protein 17-like
Exons: 10
Coding region: 1112-2785 (557 amino acids)
Biological process (GO): regulation of transcription by RNA polymerase II
Molecular function (GO): RNA polymerase II cis-regulatory region sequence-specific DNA binding; DNA-binding transcription factor activity
Source: RefSeq, a predicted model, not a curated record
CAAUCAAAACGAGGGACAGACACGUUUUUAGGUCUAUAUACAUAUUUGUGCGCGAGUCGUGUUGAAACUUUUAUCAGGAGUUUUCCCGGGUCUGUAACGGAAAUACCCUCCUGCACUCCAACGUGUUGCUUGCUGAGUGACCGACAGCUGCAGGAAAAACAAUGGUUCGCGUGUGCUUAUCCGGGCUGUGAACGAAAAAUGAAAUGGUUCAACGCACGUUUUCACCGUCUGCCGUUAUCUAAACCGCACAUUUGACAACAAUGGCUGACUGGAUGCAGGUGUUUACAUCCAUUUCCAACGCAGACACUGAGGGAGCGUGACUAUCGCGUGUGCAGCCAGCAUUUUGAUUAUGCAGACGAUAGGCCUACUUUACAUGGAGAUGCAGCACCUCAAAGAAGCCGUCUGAAGAAGAACGCAGUCCCGAAAAGCAGCGUUGCUUUGGAUGUGUGUUUUGAAGUAUAGUAAUCAGGGGGUGAACGUAGUUUCAUGUCUUCAAAGGAAAGGAUUCAUGUGGAGUUGUAUUUCAAUGUCGGCCAAUGGCAGUGAUGCAUUUGAGUUAGUGUUAUUUAGUGGGUAGGCCUACUCCAAUAAUUUGGGGCUAAAUACUGGUAAAAUGACUGCACACUGGGUUUGUUAAGGAGGUAAAUGGUCUUGUUUUUCAUUGUAGGUGCUGUCUCUUCUUAGACCGCCCCUGGGAGGCAGUGUAGCGGGUGUCAAUCUACCCAUGUCGCACCACCCCUGGAACUAGGCCUAGGGUUCUACACAUGAUUUGAGAAACAUUUUACUCCUUUAGAACUACUACACACGCUUGUUUGUACACAGCAACAUAUAAAAAUAAGGUCACUGAAUUGCCGCCUUCGCACAUGGAGAAGGGAGGACUAUUUUCUUGCUGACGUGAGCCAUUGCUGAAUUAGAAAUAGUUCUACAAGCCGAAUUGCUACUGCUCCACAACAACUGAUAAGCUCAGGUGAAUCUUGCAAAGUGGAGAGAAGGGUUUCUGCAGCUGACUGACUUCAGAGUUAAGCUUUUUCGAGAUUCGAGUAGACAGUUCCCAGUGGAGUUUAGAACUAAAGAAUCAAAGCCCUUUUAGUCUUCAACAAUCUGUGAAGAAAUGGCGUUGUGUGCUGUCAAGUCUUGUGAAAACAAGUACAAGAGACACAGACAGUUGAUGUUUCACCGUAUACCACACCAGCCUGAGCGAAUGCAGCAAUGGAUAUCCGCCUGUGGCAUCAACCCAAGUACACCUGUGGAGAAAAUGGUUAAUUACAGAGUUUGCGAGGAGCAUUUCACCCCUGAGGACUAUAUGGAUGUCACGUUCUUUAUGAGGGGACCGACUCGAAAAUUGAAGGACACCGCAGUUCCAUCAAUUUUCAAACCUCAGACCGUGCCUGAUGCUGAGCCAUCCUCUCCUCAGUCGGUGUCCUCCUCAACUGGUCUGUCCUCUCCCGUCUCCACGCCAACCGUUACUGCCAGUGACGCUGAGAGCCGUCCAAGCCUCCCACUGACCACAGUGAAGGAGGGCAGAAGUACGUCAUUCCUCCGCUCUGAGAAUUUGCAGGAGGAGGUUACAGUUCAAGUGUCCUGUCUGCUGCAGCUGUUUGACAGGUGUUUGGGCUGCAGUGCGGGGUCGUGUAGUGUCUUGACACGGCGUGAUGGACGUGUUUUCCACGUGACACAACAGUGCUGGACCUGCCAAAUCAUUGUGGAAUGGAACAGUCACACAGCUGACUCGGGCACAGCCAACAAGCAACAGGAGGGAAGAGGAAAAGGUGGAGUGAUGGAGAUCAAGGAGGAGUGGGAGGAGAUCCAAGUCGAGGAGGAGGAGGAGGAGGAGGAGGAGGAGGAGCAGCAGCAGCUCAGAGAGGAGCAGCGCGGGGCAGGCAGAAGGAAGCAGAGGACCCCCCUGAAGGAGGAGGGAGGGGAGGAGGACUGGGCUCCGGAAGACGACCAGAUGCUUUCGGAAUCAGAACGCCCUUCCUCCUGUUCUGAGGAGUAUGAUGAUGAUGGUGUUGAUGAUGAAGAUUGGGAGCAGGAGCUGUGCUCGGACUGUGGAAAAAGGUUCCGGAAUCGACCGGACAAACCGCACGUCUGCCUCCACAAAGCCAAACCAGUGGAAUGCCACAUAUGUGGCAAAAGAUGCCUCAACAAACAGGGUCUCAGUGUCCACAUAGCCCACUGCCAUGAACGAGGACCCCAGUGCAAGUACUGCAACAUGAUACUCAGGGACACGGACGAAAAACUCCAUCACGAGGAGACGUCCCAUCGGGACGAGGAGGGCCCCAAGUUCCGCUGCGCUGACUGUUCCGAGCGUUUCCAUGACUACGAGAGCCGAGCCGCCCACCGGAAGACGGCGCAUCCCCCCAACACUACCUGCCCCUACUGCGACAGGAAGUUCAAGAAGGAAUGUCAUCUAAAGAGACACAAGCUGAUACACACGGGAAAGAAGCCCUUUGUCUGCAGGCUGUGCGAUCGAUCGUUCAGCCAGAGGGGUCACCUGAAGUCACACAUGCGCCUGCACACGGGAGAGAGACCCUUCAAGUGCCCGCAGUGUGAGAGGAGCUUCAACCACAACGUCAGCCUCAAGAACCACCUCCAGCGACACCACGGAGCCAAGACUGGCCCAGCUCAACAGGACCAACAGGAGGCUUCCGGAACGCAGCAGGAGGGUUCUAGAACUGACCAAAGUUCCGGAACAUUGCAGCAGACUUUGCUGAGCAGGCCUGAGGAAGAUGCUAAUAGUAAUCAGAACUCCAUAACAUGUUCUAGAACUGACCAAAGUUCCUGAACAUCGGAGUAGACUUUGCUGAAGAGCCAUGAGAGGACACACUAGCGAUUACUCACCAACUUGUUCUUGAACUGAAACCGAUAUGAAAAAUCUUGAAGGUGCCGGAGGGUUCAGUCAAAUGUUCUGGAACAUAAGAUUAGAUCAUGGUAACUGAGUACACCCCCCUUUUGUCUGUUCCUGUUUUUGAACUGGCUCUCCAGCUUUUGUAUAAAAUACUGCAUUACAACCUCUCAG